GCUACUUGCAUGAUGCUGUCUUUAUCUUUAGCGCCUGCUGUAUCGACACAUAUUCGCGACAUGCCGUCAAUAUCAACUCUUCCUACGAGAUUGCCGAGCAUCGAGAUUGGGAUUCAGUCUCGAAUGAACUAUGUCAAAGAUAUAAUAACCGGCCAAAGUCACAUGGUCCUUAUAAUCUGCUCAAUCUUUGUUGGAGGUGUGGUCAUCGUGGGCAUCUUCUUGGCCCUGAGGUCGUGUGCACGAAGAUGCCGGACAGUGUUCAGAGGUCACCACAGCGUUCGGGGAUCUCUUGAUGCCGCCGAGCGGGGCGAUGCGAACGAUAUUGUCUCCCUUGCUCCACAUGGAGAUUUCACACUGGCUCCCAACACCUCGUGGUGGGAGGUCGUGGAGAGAAGAGAGGCGGAAGAUCCCACUUUCGGUGAGGAUUUGGUGAUAGCACCAGAGUACUGUGUGGAAGACGAGGUUUUGAGCUAUGACCCCGACUACUGCCUGAAGCCGGGCGCCCUCUGGUGGGAGGUCGUGGAGGCCCAGGAGAAGGCUGGGAGCUGAACAAAGAACUUUAGGGACUAAUGGUCCCCGGUGACACAUGGAAACCCGGACAUCAGUUAAACAGUCUCACGGACAGAUGUCCCAGAUGCUUCAAGCUCACGGUUCAUCUUCACAUCUGAUGACAAGAUGUCUCCAUAAAGCUGUGAAAGACCCGUUCCUUUGUGGACACAACUGUGGCAGUAAUACGUCAUGGUUUUUGUCAUGCCAAGGAGAGUAUAUACACAGAUGUACAGGGAUGUGUUCCCAUUGUUUAAGCAGCCACUUUAUCUAUAUGUUUCAGACUUUGGUGAUAUCUAUUUUAUAUGAUUUUACAUCUUUCCUGUUAUGUAAAUGUUAUGCAAUAAAUCCUAGGUUGUUACU
Messenger RNA from Haliotis rufescens (red abalone), 909 nucleotides. RefSeq lists its product as uncharacterized. NCBI's taxonomy places the organism in Eukaryota, Metazoa, Mollusca, Gastropoda, Lepetellida, Haliotidae. The coding region runs from base 10 to 549 and encodes 179 amino acids. The record is from RefSeq and is a predicted model, not a curated record. The transcript has 4 exons.